Molecule: messenger RNA, 1614 nt
Organism: Penicillium subrubescens
Lineage: Eukaryota; Fungi; Ascomycota; Eurotiomycetes; Eurotiales; Aspergillaceae
Product: ankyrin repeat domain-containing protein
Exons: 1
Coding region: 1-1614 (537 amino acids)
Molecular function (GO): protein binding
Source: RefSeq, a predicted model, not a curated record
AUGACAUUCGUAAAUCUAUCAGAGACCUUUAAUCGUGCUCUUCCUCGAGUCCUUUCACGAAGUUAUACAGAUCUUGCUCGCAGGUGCUUCGGAUGGGUUGCAGCCGCACAGAGACCUUUGACCCUCGACGAACUCCGAGAGGCAAUUUUCAUUGAAAUCAAUCAACGCCAAUCAAUACCAGAGCGGCUUCCUAAUGAUAAUCAUUUGAUCUCGUCCUGGUGCGAAAAUCUCAUCGUUUUCGAUGAGGAGGAGGGCAUUGUUCAGUUCGCGCAUCACACCGUUCGAGAAUUCCUGACCACGCGAUGUCAGGAUUCUGAACUGAACACUUUUCAUAUCAAGCUCAAAGAUGCCGAUCAUUUUGUCGGUGAAAUAUGUGUCACUUGUCUCAACUUUGGUGACUUCAAGACCGGUCUAACCCGACUGCCAAAGCUACAACAAUCGAUGCCCCGUAUACUUCCCUCUAAUAUAGCCCGAAGCGCGUUAGGAUUUUCCCCGGCAUCCAAGAUUUCCAUGAAUGCCCUCAGGAAGUUUAUACCUGGUUCUGGGCUCAAUAAUUCAAUUUUCGACGUCGUUGGAAGCUUAGCCAGCUUCAACGAAGAGCCUAUCUUGCCCAUGUUGAAACUGCGGCGGGAGCACCCUUUUCUUGAAUAUGCUUCUUUUUACUGGUUUGAACAUACAAGACGAUUCAAGAAGACAUCCUCAAAAACCUGGGACCUCUGGCAGAAAUGGGUGGAAUACGGACAAAGCUGGGUCCAGUUCCCCUGGACGACACAACCACUCAGAUCUUACUUCCCCGAUCCACCAGGUGAACUACCUGACCAUGAUAUUGAGUACCUUACUUACUAUAGGAGUCCAAACCAGCCACUGAGUCUGACGCGAAACCAACCACUGAAUUGGUUCUUCAGCAGCCGACACACUGCGCUUGUGUGGCUCAUAUUCCAUACCGUUGCCAUCAUCCAGACCGAUCAAACUCCCGAGGAGAUCGAUAUUACACUGCUCGCACAGUCGAUACAUGCAGACAGCACUCUACUGCUUGAUUCCAUAUUGUCGGCUUCCUAUUCCGUGCCGUACCUUCUACAAACACCCAUUUACGGUCUACUUGGGCAUUCGGGUGAUAUUUACGUCCCACGAGGGAACAGGAAGUUCAAUGCACUGCAAUCAGCUUCAUCUAUCAUCGAAAGGAAACGAAUGGAAGGAGGACCUGUACAUGACUGUGGCUCAGAAAGUAUUGGAAAGACUGCACUACACUUUGCUUCGGAAUGGGGGAAUCAAGAAAUUGUCAGACUGCUCCUGGAGGCGGGAGCAGAUGCGAAUGCCCUUCUUAAUUCUGCGAAUGAGGGCGUGACCGCAUUGCACCUCGCUGCUAAGGGCGGACACGUGGAAGUUGUUCAGCUCCUUUUGGAGGCAGGAGAAAAUAUUUACGCCUAUACUCCUCCAUAUAAGACCAUCUAUAGAUGUGUCCUCGACUUGGACAAUCUACUGGGAGGCUACACAGCGCUACAUCUAGCUGCUUCUCACGCAAAAAAUGAGGUCGUGAAAUUCUUAUCGAGGCGGGAGCAAAAUUGGAUGCCGUUAGUAUCGGAGAUGGUCCCUCUGUUACUGCGAAUGAGUUAG